AUGGGUUUCAAGGGUUUCAACGACUGGAUCGAUAAAACCAACUUGCGGGUUGCCCGCAGUCCCGUGGGGACAUGGUUUCGUCUGGAUGGCUCCGGACAUCCUCGAGAGAGGAAGGGUAGUUACUUCUUCACUGAAAUUCGCGCCGGCCUCGCCACCUUUUUCGCCAUGGCAUACAUCAUCUCCGUGAACAGCAACAUUACCUCGCUGACCGGUGGUACCUGCGUCUGCCCCCCGGAGGACAUGGGAGAUUACUGCGCAACCAAUGCCGAAUACGCUCUGUGCACGCAAGAAGUCAAUCGUGAUCUCGUUACCGCCACCGCCGCUAUCGCCGCUCUGUCAACCUUCUGCAUGGGAUUGUUCGCUAACUUGCCCAUUGCGCUUGCACCUGGAAUGGGUCUGAACGCUUACUUCGCUUACACUGUUGUUGGACCCCGUGGUUCCGGCAUGGUUCCCUACUCGACAGCCCUGACGGCGGUUUUCGUCGAGGGAUGGGUAUUCCUGGGCUUGACAUUCAUCGGUAUGCGACAGUGGCUGGCACGUGCGUUGCCUGCCUCUAUCAAACUCGCAACGGGUGUCGGUAUCGGUCUUUAUCUUUCAUUGAUCGGUUUGACCUACAGUGCCGGUAUUGGAUUAGUUCAGGGUGGCAGAGAUACUCCUAUGGAGUUGGCUGGUUGUCCCGAUGGCAGUUUCGAUGAGUUGACUGGUCUUUGCUUGAGCAGCGAGAAGAUGCGCAGUGCUACAAUGUGGAUUGGUAUCUUCUGUGGUGGUAUCCUGACCGCUAUGCUGAUGAUGUACCGCGUGAAGGGUGCCGUUAUUAUCGGCAUUCUGUUGGUUUCUAUCAUCUCUUGGCCUCGCACUACCCCCGUCACCUACUUCCCUUACACCGAUCUUGGAACCAGCAAGUUUGAUUUCUUCAAGCAAGUUGUCACUUUCCAUCCCAUCAAGCAUACUUUACUGGCCCAAGAUUGGGAUAUCUCCGGUAAGGGUGGCGAAUUCGGACUUGCUUUCAUCACUUUCUUGUAUGUCGAUAUUCUGGAUACCACCGGUACAAUGUACUCCAUGGCCCGAUUCGCCGGUGUGAUCGACGAGGAGACCCAAGAUUUCGAGGGCAGCGCCAUUGCCUACAUGGUUGACGCGAUUUGCAUCUCAAUCGGAGCCCUGUUCGGAAGUCCCCCCGUCACAGCAUUCGUCGAGUCCGGCGCCGGAAUUUCCGAAGGAGGAAAGACUGGUCUGACAUCCUGUGUCACCGGUUUCGCCUUCUUUAUUGCUGUGUUCUUCGCGCCGAUCUUUGCUUCCAUUCCCCCUUGGGCCACGGGUUGCACGCUCGUGAUCGUCGGUGCUAUGAUGGCCAAGGCUGCCCAGGACAUCAACUGGCGUUACUACGGCGAUGCCAUCCCUGCUUUCCUUACCAUGGCCGUCAUGCCGUUCACAUACAGUAUCGCCUACGGCCUGAUCGCUGGUAUCACCAGCUACAUCACCCUGAACGGUAUCGCCUGGAUCCUUGAGAAAGUCAGCGGCGGACGUAUCGUUCCCCCCAACAAGGACGAGUCAGAUCCUUGGUCUUGGAAGCUCAAGGGUGGAUUCCUUCCCCCUGGGUUAACCGUGCUGCUCACGGAAAGCCCAAUUUCUGGAAAGCCGAUGAGGAAUAUGCCGAGGAGCAUGUCGCCUCUGGCGAAGCCCUUUCCUUCUCUUCCUCUUCCGAGGAUCGUGCGGUCAAUGAGAAAACCCAUGACCCUACAGAGGCGCGACCCGUGA
This is a messenger RNA of Penicillium paradoxum, 1755 nucleotides long. Its product is annotated as NCS2 family permease. Lineage: Eukaryota; Fungi; Ascomycota; Eurotiomycetes; Eurotiales; Aspergillaceae. Gene Ontology annotation, molecular function: purine nucleobase transmembrane transporter activity. Bases 1 to 1755 code for a protein of 584 amino acids. The record is from RefSeq and is a predicted model, not a curated record. Gene Ontology annotation, cellular component: plasma membrane. The transcript has 3 exons. Gene Ontology annotation, biological process: transmembrane transport.